AUCACCCUGCCAACGCUACCGUGAGACAACAGGCGCUCGACGGCGUGGCACAGCCGCUGUGUGUGACUCCCGUGCUCGCGAACGGGUCAUCAGGUCGAGGCACCAGAUCCAGUGGCGCUUAACGUCUCUUUGUUGAAUAUAUCUAUCUCCCAUCUUUCUUCCUCCGUAUCUACCUCUGCAUAUAUAUUUGAAACUACCCUUACCUUUACGGCGCAACAACCGCCACCACUGCUACAACAAUGAAACCCUCACUCUCCCUCCCACUCCUCCUCCUCCCCAUCCUCCCCUCCGUCUCCGCAUGGGGGUCGCUAGGUCACAUGACAGUAGCCUACCUCGCUGAGCACCUCGUCGCUCCUAGGACGGCGGUAUACAUGCAGCAGAUCCUAUCCAACCCUUCAUCACCAGGGUAUCUUGGCUCUAUCGCCACUUGGGCGGAUUCGUAUCGGUAUACGAAAGAUGGGAGGUACUCGGCGCAUCUGCAUUAUAUCGAUGCGGAUGAUAGUCCGCCGUGGAAAUGUGGGUUGGAUAUAGAGAGGGAUUGCGCGGAUGAGUUUUGUAUCGUUUCGGCGAUUGGGAAUUAUACAUCACGACUUAUGGACGCGGACCUCAAUCCCUACCAGCGCGCAAUAGCCGCAAAGUUCGUCGUCCACUUCAUAGGCGACAUCCACCAACCCCUCCACACCGAAGGACUCCUCCGCGGCGGCAACGGCAUAAAAGUCCGCUUCGGCGCCCGCAACUCCAACCUGCAUUCCGUCUGGGACUCCGCCCUCGCCGAGCACCUAAUCGGCGGGUACACGCCCACGCACGCUCGCUCAUGGGCCGGCACCCUCCUCUCCUCCAUCGAGGGCGGGGUGUACUCCUCCCUCGUCGAUGAGUGGAGAGAGGAUAUCAGUCUGGGCGAUGUGGAGAACUCGGUGAUGAGGUGGGCGCAGGAGAGUAAUAGACUGGUUUGUGAAGUGGUGGUGCCGGAGGGGGGGUGGGAGGAGUUGCAGGGGAAGGAUUUGAGUGGGGAGUAUUAUGAACAGGCGAUUGGGAAGGUGGAGAUGCAGGUUGCGAGGGCGGGGGUGAGGUUGGCGGAGUGGUUGGAUUUGGUUGCUGGGGGGGAGGAUGGGAGGGGGGAGUUGUAGAGAGGGAGGGAGGUAUGAUAGUGUAGUGAGGUCAUUUUGUUGGAUAUUUAAAGCGGUUAAUGCAUUGCGGUGCAAAUGUCUGGGAAGGAGCGGUUCGUUGCUAGCAAGAUCGCGCCUGCUGUUUGCUACGAGGGUUGGAUUUGGGAAGGAACGACCUACGUAUUGUCGAGUAUGGGAUUCGGGAAGGAGCGACGUACGCAUUGUCAAGUAUAAAAUUCGGGGAGGAGCGACCUACUCAUUUUCACUCCUGCAUAUGUUAAUCCCUCUAAGUCGCUCCUGCCAAAUUUGAUAGUCGUGUUCCGUUUGGUUUAUAGAUUUGGUGGUGGUU
Messenger RNA from Pseudogymnoascus verrucosus, 1455 nucleotides. RefSeq lists its product as uncharacterized. The record is from RefSeq and is a predicted model, not a curated record. Gene Ontology annotation, biological process: DNA catabolic process. Gene Ontology annotation, molecular function: nucleic acid binding; endonuclease activity. Bases 240 to 1127 code for a protein of 295 amino acids. Lineage: Eukaryota; Fungi; Ascomycota; Leotiomycetes; Thelebolales; Thelebolaceae. The transcript has 3 exons.